AUGCCGCAUUUGUCCUGCUCUCAUCUCCAGCAGCUGGGCUUCAUACCUGGUUCCUUAACAUUUAUUAAUUGUGUUAAUGUGAAGUGGGGAACCCGUGUACAAGAUAUUUUCACAUAUGCAAAAGUUAUGGCUCUUAUCUUGGUGAUAUCUGUUGGCCUUUACAAAAUUGGUAAAGGAGAAACAGAAAACCUGAGAGCUCCGUUCGAGGGCUCAGCAACAGACCCAGGGAUGAUCGCGCUGGCUCUCUACUCUGCCCUCUUCUCCUACUCGGGGUGGGACACGCUCAACUAUGUCACCGAGGAAAUGCAGAAUCCUGAGAGGAAUCUACCUAUUUCUAUUGCAAUUUCAAUGCCUAUUGUGACUGUUAUUUACUUGUUGACUAAUAUAGCAUACUACGUAGUGUUAGACAUGUCAGCUCUCCUCACAAGUGAUGCAGUGGCUGUGACAUUUGGCGGUGAAACCCUUAGUUAUGCUAAGUGGAUAAUUCCUAUAGCAGUGGCCAUGUCUUGCUAUAGUGGCUUAAACUCAUCAAUAAUUGCAGCAUCUAGGCUUUUUUAUGUUGGAGCCCGGGAAGGACACCUCCCUGACAGUCUGAGCUUGAUUCAUAUAAAGUGCUUCACACCAGUCCCUGCUCUCAUCUUCAAUGGCUUAAUGACUUUGCUGUAUCUUCUUGUGGAAGAUGUUUUCCUCCUCAUUAAUUACUACUGCUUCAACUACUGGCUCUUUGUGGGUCUGUCUAUUGCAGGACUAAUAUAUUUGAGGUAUACUCAGCCGCGUAGACCACGGCCUAUUAAACUUAACCUCUUCUUCCCUAUAGUAUACUGUUUAUGUUCCCUUUUCCUGGUCAUAGUUCCUCUCUACAGCGACACUAUCAAUUCCCUUAUUGGUGUUGGUAUUGCCCUCUCGGAUUAUUUGGGAGUCUAUCUGCCAGUUGAAAAACGACCUAAAUAUCUACAGUGGCUCUCUGCUACAACAACAAAAUACGUUCAGAUGCUCUUCUACUGUGCUCUGUCGGACCUGGACAUAGACAUGGAACCUACAACAGCCAAGAGUAAAUAG
Molecule: messenger RNA, 1059 nt
Organism: Cariama cristata (Red-legged seriema)
Lineage: Eukaryota; Metazoa; Chordata; Aves; Cariamiformes; Cariamidae
Product: Y+L amino acid transporter 2-like
Biological process (GO): amino acid transmembrane transport
Cellular component (GO): membrane
Molecular function (GO): L-amino acid transmembrane transporter activity
Source: RefSeq, a predicted model, not a curated record